This is a messenger RNA of Vombatus ursinus (common wombat), 1362 nucleotides long. Its product is annotated as cytochrome P450 4B1-like. NCBI's taxonomy places the organism in Eukaryota, Metazoa, Chordata, Mammalia, Diprotodontia, Vombatidae. Gene Ontology annotation, molecular function: heme binding; iron ion binding; oxidoreductase activity, acting on paired donors, with incorporation or reduction of molecular oxygen. The transcript has 11 exons. The record is from RefSeq and is a predicted model, not a curated record.
AUGAAGAGAGAAGGAGAAUUGGACAAGGUUCUGUCAUGGGCCAACAUUUACCCCUGUGCACACCAGCUGUGGAUGGGGAAUUUUAUCAGUUUCCUGAACAUCUAUGACCCUGACUACACCAAGGUUGUGUACAGUCGAGGAGAUCCCAAGGCCAUGGAUAUAUAUAGUUUCUUCUUACCAUGGACUGGGAAGGGGCUAGUGCUCUUGGAUGGGCCCAAGUGGUUUCAGCAUUGGAAACUGCUCAUGCCUGCCUUUCACUCAGAGGUCCUGAAGCCAUACGUGGAUCUGUUUGUGGAGUCUACCAAAGCCAUGGUGGACAAAUGGGACAAGAAUAUUCAGAAGGACAAGUGUGUAAACAUCUACCCAGAUGUGGGUCACAUGACUCUGGUCAGUCUGAUUAAAUGUAUCUUUGGAAGGAGCAGUAAAAGUCAUUUCUUCCUCUCUUUGGCCCCUGCAGUGGACACCAGAUACCAUCAGGCCAUUGGGGAACUCACCCUGUUGAUGCAAGAGCGACUGGCAAUCUUCCAGUAUCACAACGACUUCUUCUAUUAUUGGUUCACGCUACAUGUCUGGAAGUUCCUUCAGGCCUGCAAGAUUGCUCAUGACCACACUGACAAGGUGAUUAGGGCCAGAAAGGCUGCCCUGAAGGAGGAGGAGGAGCAGGAGAAGAUUCAGGAGAAGAAAUGCCUGGAUUUCCUGGACAUUCUUCUUGGGGCUGGAGAUGAGAACAGGAAUAAAUUGUCAGAUGCAGACUCAUGGGGUGAGGUGGACACAUUCAUGUUUGAGGGUCAUGACACCACUGCCAGUGGCAUCUCCUGGUUCCUGUACUGCAUGGCUCUCUACCCAGAGCACCAGCAGCUAUGCCGGCAGGAGGUCCAGGACAUCUUGGGAAAUUGUGACGCUAUCCAAUGGGAAGACCUGGGGAAAAUGACCUACCUUACCAUGUGCAUCAAGGGGAGUUUCCGCCUAUAUCCCCCAGUGCCCCAGGUAUAUUGCCAGCUCAGCAAGCCUGUUACCUUCAUGGAUGGGCGGUCGCUACCUGAAGGCAGCUUGGUCUCUCUCCACAUCUAUGCACUCCACAGGAACCCAGCCCUGUGGGACAAGCCUGAGGUGUUUGACCCCCAGUGCUUCUCUUCAGAGAAUUCCUCUACCCGUCACCCCUAUGCAUUCAUUCCCUUCUCAGCUGGACCCAGGAACUGCAUUGGGCAGCAGUUUGCCAUGACAGAGAUGAAAGUGGUCACAGCCCUCUGUCUCCUUCACUUUGAGUUUUCUCUAGAGCCCUCGAGGCCGUCCAUCAAAUGGCUUCAGCUCGUCCUGGGCUAUCAGAAUGGCAUGUAACUUUACUUGAAGAAGCUGACCUAG